UCACUAUGUAAACUGUUUUCCUUCAUUUUUCUUGUGUGAUAUUUUUACAUGUGUUUGUGUUUGCGAAAAACUGAAAAUGGACAAAUAGGUUUUUAAAAUUGCCUAGCGCGUAUAGUGUUCGUUUGUUUUAGAAUAUUAUAAAACAUACUUCGUCAAGCUGGGUGCCAAAACGGUGGAAAGGUUUUUGAACCUUGCCGACGACAAUUUUAUUGAGGAUGUCAAAGAAGACCUAAAAUGUUUUUUUGCAGAAAAAAGACUUGACAGUGUUCUAGUAUUUCCACCUGUGAGUAACUACCGCAGAUUUCUCAUCCAUCGCUGUGUAGAGCAGUUCAGUCAACCAGAUCUUGCCACCUUCUCUAUAGGUGUUAGUGACGAGCGAAGAACUGUUGUUUGUUACCGAGAUAAAUUACUGAGUGAUGAAGCUUGUGCACGACCAGCCAUGGUCUUGACACAGACAGAAAAGCCGAGUGCUAUCCAAAAUGGACAGAAUGCGGUGGGGAGCUCUGCGCGAGCGCAGAGUCAGGAGAAGCCAAGAUCCGGUUCGUCGAAACCCAGACGACCAGAUCGAGCUGUCUAUGUUCCGAGGGCUUUGCGAGGAGGAGCAGACAACGCCACAGACGAAAACAAACCUUUAGAAAACAAGCGAACCAGUCACAGCGCCGACGGAAAGUGUCCAAAAUCUCCUGGGUCCAAAGAAAAGUCCGUUCACGGUACACCCAAAAGAUCUCUAGACAAGAAUUUCUGCAACGUUUACACACCGCCUCAUCUCAGGAAUCAAAGAUCUCAGACAGCACACAUCGAGAGUGAGCCUCCUAGCGAAAACACAACCGUGCCUUUCGGCUGUCAAGUGCCAAAUAAUGAUAGUGCAAUAUCAAUUAGUGAUAAUAGUUAUAAAGAGUUAGAAGGAGAGAGUUUCUAUAUAGGAGAUUAUUUUGCUAACGGACAGCUAGGUUUUUACUCACCUAAUUUAUACGAAUACAACGAUAUACAAAACGUCGAUCAUUGGAGGACAAAUGAAACUGAAGACUUGAAUAUGUCACUUCAACAAAAUCAAGGCAAUAUUAUUGAUAAGGAUUAUUUAUAUGACAAAGAUGAAGAUGUCGAGAAGAAUGAAUUGAAGCGAGCGUCACAAGAAAUUAAUAGGAGUAGUAAGAGAAUUAUCAAGCAGACGUUCGAUUCGGAUGUUUUAGUGAUAUCAGAUCCGAUAGAGGAGCCUGUUAGUCCGCGAUCGACCAGUCCUCGCGAAAAAGACGAAAAUGAAGUACCAAAAGAGCAGGAAAAGAAGAGUAAGCCGAAAUUGGAAGCUAAGGUAUCAUUAAAACGCGAAGAAAACGAUUGGGAUGCAGUGUUUGAUGACAGUGGUGAAUGUCUUGACCCGUCUUUACUUGAAGAGCUCACAUCUACUGUUGGAAAAGUGCACAUAUCAAAAACUAAGAACAAUUACGAUCAGUAUCAAACGCGAGGUCAAGCGUUAUUCAAUGGGCCCUAUGAUGAGACGUUUGCACAUGUCGUGGAAGUGUAUGAUUUUCCAAAUGAAUUUAAAACCAAUGAUAUAUUGUCGCUGUUUAGUGAAUAUAAAGAUACUGGCUUCGAGAUUAAGUGGGUGGAUGAUACGCAUGCCUUAAUCGUAUUCAGCAGCGCAAAAAUUGCUGCGGAAGUAUUGUCUACUCAACGCUCGCUUGCCAAAUGUCGGCCGUUGCAUGCAGCCACCCUCGAAUCGCGGAAUAAGGCAAAAAAAUGUGCAGAGUUCCUUCAACCAUACAGACAGCGGCCAGAAACAUGUACCGCGCUUGCGAGACGACUAGUCUCUGGCGCCUUGGGUGUGCGAUUGAGCACUGCAAGACAGGAAAGAGAUGAAGAAAGACGCCUUAUUACUCUUGCUAGAGAGAAGAAACGCAAAGCGGCCCUUCAUAAAGAGGCAGCUUGGGAUGGCUCGCUUGAAAAUUCGUUGCAGACGUUAGACACCUGACCAAAAUAUAUUGGGUCAAGCAAGAACAACACGCCCACUCGGACAUAAUUAAAUAAAGUUAUUUUUAUAAACAAUUCAUAGUUGCGGGGUUUUGAUCGCCGGCUUAGUUAUAAUUAGUUGAAUUUUAUUGUUUUGAAGGGGGCGACUGCAAGCGAUCAUACAUAAACAAAAUUAAAUAAAAAAAUUGAUUUUUUAAUGAAAUUAAAUUAUGUUUAUUUGUUUGUAAAUGUUUGCCAUUUCAUGAAACAAUAAAUUGUUCGAUCUGGCCACGACAAGGAAUUAGCUAAAAUGCGCUUUCUAUAAACCAGUUUUUACAUGAAGUAAUUUUGAAUUAAUUCCGAACCAAUUCGACUUAGGGUCCUUCAAGAAAAGAGCGUACUAAUUCUUAAAAGGCCGGCAACGCACCCGCGAACCCUCUGGCGAGUCUGCCCAUUUGUUAGUUCUGUUCUGUAAAAAAAGAAGUUUGUUCAAAGUAAUGGAAAUGGAAUGGCUAAAGUUCAUUAUUAAUUUGUUUCUUGAGUGGCGCCCUCUUCGCGUAUGUAAGAGCCUGAUUAGUUUAAUGUAUAAAAAUCUUAAAUGUUUUACUUGUGUAUCCUAUUUUAGUUAUCACAAUUUGAUAUUUAAGUUGCGCUCAAAUAUUGAGAUUGCUUAUAUUAUGUAGAUUUCUUGAUUUCAAAGGCCUGUCAAAGAAAUGUCUAAACAAAUUCUGUGGAGAGUCGAUGUGUUCAUCCAAAGGCCUCGGGAGAAUUAUUAUUAGACAGUCUUUUGUAUAAAUAUCUAAAUUUACAUCAUCGAUGACAUUUAAUUAUACAUGACAAAGAUUGAAAAUUAUGUAUUAAUAAUAAUUGUAAUUUCGAGCAAUUAUUUUACGUUUGACAAUGACAAUGAUGACUACUAUUAAUAAAUAAAUAUAAAAUUUAAGAUCCAAACAAAUUGAACUUUAAAGAUCUAAUAAUACGAUCUAAAUUACUAAAGGUUGAUUUUUGAAGUUAUACUUCUUUUGGCGCGUUAGGAAAUUUUUUUGCGGCGUGCGUCGCAUGAUGUCACAAAAAACCGACACCCUUAAAACUUUCAAUAAAUACAUUUUCAUUUUCAAUAAACAAUUUUCUAUUGUUAGCGUAGUUCUACAAACGUAGAAUACAAUGUUUGAAAAGAUUUUUAUCUUGUUACACCAAAGAAGUAUAACUUCUAACGCGUGUACAUAAGUACACAAGUAUUUUUUUUGUUUGAGACAUUUUAUUACCAUGUUGCUUUUAUCUGUAGCUUAAUUCAGAAGAAUAAAAAAGUACACUACUUUCACAGCGAUCCCAUUAAUGUGUCCUUAUUAAAAAAAGCAAAAUUGCAUGUAUUCCGCCUGUAACUUAGACUAUUCAACAUUUAUUCUGUUAUUAAGUCUCUCCCAUACUUGCCAUUAUAUUUUUUAAUAAAGGUUCGCCAUUAAUCUGACCAUCUGGAAACAAAAAGAAGCAAACACAGCAUCAUUUACACUAAAAAUAUUUGAUUAUAUCAAACUGUGUAAUAUAAAAAACAUGAAUUCUUAAUGGGUAAUAUUAUUUUGAAGAUUCGAAAUACAGUCAAACCUGGAAGCGAGAGUUCAAAGGAGCACAAUCUCAUUCUCGCUUAUAGAGGUUUCUCACUAACCCGAGUUUCUCGCUAAUGCAGGUACAUGUGUAGGGUUUCUCUCUUAUAGCACGCAGCAAUAACAAGACAUAUAUUCAUGCACUAUGUAAUUUUGUUUUAUUUAGAACUUAUUUACACUUAAAAAAAUCCGUCGAUUUCGUUUGGGUUUCUGUUUUUGUAUUUUGAAUGUUUUUCUCUAACUCAUAAAUUUUGUCGAAUAUUGCUUGAUCAACAACCGCGUAUUCAAAGUACUGAUGGACCGUCUCCAACGCAUUUAAAGCUUCAUUGGCAUGAUCUUAACAAUGGUAAGAAGUUCCACGAAAGUUAAGAAUGAGUCAUAAAAUAGCAGAAUUUGUCAUUUGUUUUUUUCAUUUGUUCCUCCUAAAUAAUAUAUGUAUUGCAGUAUUAAUCUUCUUAUGUAAUGUAAUAAAAAAACAAGUCCACCAACUUUACAAUUAUUUCUGACCUUAGUGUAGUACAGGACAUGGUUUUAUAUGGCUUGGUUUUUGUCAGAAAUCUUUUAAAUAUAAAGUGUUACAUUAACUCUAUCUUGCUAAGUCAAAAGUAAAAUAAUUUGUUUAAUUAUUUUGCCAAAUGUGUUGUAUGCUUGGUGUGGUCAAUUUCUAGUCUGCUUAAUGAUCAAAACCUCCGCGUAUAUUUUUAAGCAAUAAAUUGUCUAUGAAUUAAAUAGUGUAGACUGAAAUAAAAUUGUCUAUGGGUCUUUAGACUCGCGUUCUUUUUAUUUAUUAUGUGCACUGAUUUUAUAUUUUAAAACAUUAGUAGAUUUUCCAAAUCUCUUGUUAAUUUACAUUUUUAAUGGGUUUUUUUGAAUGCAAGUGAAAUCUGUUGUAUGGAAAAUGUUACCAAAUUAUACUAUUUCUGCAAUAUUACU
Pieris rapae (cabbage white) is the source of this 4481-nucleotide messenger RNA. RefSeq lists its product as uncharacterized. The record is from RefSeq and is a predicted model, not a curated record. NCBI's taxonomy places the organism in Eukaryota, Metazoa, Arthropoda, Insecta, Lepidoptera, Pieridae. The transcript has 9 exons. Gene Ontology annotation, molecular function: mRNA binding; RNA 7-methylguanosine cap binding. The coding region runs from base 440 to 1969 and encodes 509 amino acids.